Messenger RNA from Leopardus geoffroyi (Geoffroy's cat), 17655 nucleotides. RefSeq names its product zinc finger SWIM-type containing 6 (gene ZSWIM6). Gene Ontology annotation, molecular function: zinc ion binding. Gene Ontology annotation, cellular component: Cul2-RING ubiquitin ligase complex. Bases 12699 to 15770 code for a protein of 1023 amino acids. The transcript has 14 exons. The record is from RefSeq and is a predicted model, not a curated record. NCBI's taxonomy places the organism in Eukaryota, Metazoa, Chordata, Mammalia, Carnivora, Felidae.
CAGCAGGUAAAGCUUGUGCAAAAAUGUGGAGAUAGGAAACAGUUACACCUCUUUUGUGAUUCACAUUCUGCACAGCUUUCAUGGCUGGCACGCUAAGUGUUGGAGGAGAGGGGGAUGCUUGAAGAGGAGAUGGUAGAGACCAUAGUGGGCCUUGUGUGCUGUGAUGAAGAGUUGGACUUGAUCUUUUAGUGAUAGUGGGGCAUGAUCACAAAGCUUUAAUAGCCCUGUGCCUUGAUUCAUGGGUACAUUCAUGAGCAGCAAAUGAAAACCUAUUGUGCUCAUUUCACGGAGUGAUAAAAAUCCCAUUUAUGAGUUAGGGGAUGUGCUAAACAUUAGUACUAGAGGGAGUACAUUUAUAAUGUGACUCAUCCCCUCAGCAAGGCUUUCAGGGUCUGUAAGGUAAGCAGAAAGACUCCUUUAAUAAAGGGGAUGCCAUUUCAGACAGGUGGUAUAACUGCUUAGUGCUGAGAAAACUUAUGUCCAGGCAGUCCAACCUGGUGUAUAGAUACAGGUUUGGGGGAUGGCACAGGGUGUGUCCUUACCCAGCCUUGCCUGACAGCCCGACACAGGACAGACGGCAGGCUGUGCAAAGAGGAACAGUCUUUGUGCAGUGCAGAAAAAGACUGCUGUGCAUUGAUUUUUUUCCCCCCAUUUCAUACCUGCACACAAAUAUGGAUCUGUCAGGGUGUCAUCUCUGAAUACUGAGUUAAGCAAUAUCAGAGUUAAGAUAAAAACCAGUGGUUUAAUUGAUGAAAUGAGCAUAGGGCUAGACAUGUAAUAGCUCGAUAAAUACUUAAUUGAUUUUUUAAAAAAACCUGACUUUAAAACAAAAUGGAUUUUCAAAAACUGAAAAACACUUGGUUAAAAAAUUUUAAAAAUGUAUCAAAAGAGAUUAGGAUUUAGAAUUUCUAGUAUAUAAAUUAAUACAUUUUAUUCACUUGAUCUUUUAAGCAGAGUUUUUAAGUAAGACACAGUGGGCCAUGGACUGUAUUCAUAAUCUGAUAUUAAAGUGUACUUAGAGAAUUUAUUCCUUUAUAAAUUAUUCAAAUGGAGUAAAUAAACGGGAUUUACGGGGGGAGGGCAGUCAGUGGGCUGUUGACUUGAAUAUCUUACUAAGCUUUAAAGAUGUUUUCUUGAGGGGCAGAUGUUGGUUUGAGGAAUUCUCAAUCAGUGUAUUGGCUUGGAAGUGAAAGAAUCUGGAAAGCUUGUGCUUCUUUACAAAUCUCCUGCAUAUACUGAGAUCAGAAGGUACAGUCUGGUGUGUGGAGGCAGAUGUGAUUUUGGCAGCGUGGAUCCAGAAGGUUGGGUUUCUACUUAUGUCUCACCACUUUGAGCACUGUGCCCUAGAUGUCUUUUUUACCUCUAUCACUUCCAUCUUCUUUUGCAGACUUAUCCCUAUAACACCUCUACCUGCUAAUUGUACAGAUUUUUUGUGAGAAUUGAAUGUUCUCAUUCUAAUGUGAAUGAAACAUUUUAUUUAGCUUGCAAAAUAAUUUACCGAUGUAAGAUGGCAGUAUGAGGUGUCAGAAAAGUUUUGUUUUUAGUGGCAUAGCGUUUUUAAAAAAUGUUUGUUUAUUUUUGAGAGCACAGAGACAGAAUGCGAGUGGGUUAGGGGCAGAGAGAGAGGGAGACACAGAAUCUGCAACAGGCUCCAGAUUCUGAGCUGUCAGCACAGAGCCCGACGUGGGACUUGAGCUCACGAGCUGUGAGAUCAUGACUUGAGCCGAAGUCAGUCACUCAACCAACCGAACCACCCAGUUGCCCCAAGCAUAGCAUAUUUUAACUUCAGUUUAGCUUGGUUUAAGGAAAGAAAAGGGCAGAAAUCUACAUUCAUCAAUACACUAAUUAGACAUUUUUAAAUGUAAGUUUUUGGUUAUAAUUUCUACAUGCUGCUGAAGAAAAAUAUUCAGAAAACACAUGGUUUUUUGGAGAGUGGGUUUAGGUUUAAAUGACUGAUCAUUCUGAUGUCUUUUAAAUAUUCAUUAUUAAAUUUUUGAACUGGACAUAGUUAAUCUCUUGGGAGCAUUUUACAUACAGUGCCUUGUUAAAGUUGCAAGAUACAAAAUAUGCAAAAAUCUGUUGCAUUUCUAUGUACUAAUAAUGAACUAUCACAGAAGUUAAUAAAAUGAUCCCUUUUAUACUUGCAUCAAAAAUAAUAAAAUACCCAGGAAUAAAUUUACUACUAACAAAAUUUGAUUAGUCAAAUUCACUUUGAGUGUUAUAUUAGGGAAUCAGUGAAAUGCUCUGGGGGGUGGCAAUUGUGGCUGAAUCCACAUUUCAGGAAAAAAAUGACAGUUUGUUUUGUUGGUCUGCGCGUGCAGUGAAUCCUCAGCCUCGCAGCAGGGGCCCUCUGGGGAUGUUGGCAUGCGCAGCCCAUCAGUGACAGCGAAGCUGUCAGGAGGUGACUUCUGAAGGGGAAUAGAGUUCUUGCUGCUGCCUGUACUCCAAGUGUAUAGAGUGGGCUGUAGGAUCCCAAUCCUAAAGAGAAGAAAUUUGAUUCCAGUGCUUAGCACACAAAGCAAUGAGAAAUUUAAUCAUUAUUAAUGUAACUAUUAGAGGCUUACCUUCAUAAUAAAGGAAGUUCGUUUUCAUGUCUACAUUUAGUCCCUCCUGCUGCCAUUAAUGUUUCUGGUUACAAAAUCGCAUCUCAGCAGUGUUUCCAAGAAUGGCACUUUGUGCCCUGUGGUCCCUUCUGUCGUCUGGUCCCUGUGAAACCCUUGAAUAAACUCAGGACCCCCUCCUUGCUGUGGUUCCAGUUGUUGCUUGGAGUCUACAGGAUCACUCUCCUUGUGCAAGUAAGUAGGCAGGCAGCAUUGUAAAGUGGUGAAAUUUGUAGACUUGGAGUUUGGAGUUUGAAGCAUGGCCAUUACACUUAGUAGCUCUUGACCUUGGGCAAGUAAGUUAAUCUCUUGGAGCCUUGUUUUCUUCAUUUACAACACGGGGAUGAUAUUUACCUUAUCAAUAGGCCGUAAAGUACUUAGCAUAGCAUCUGGCACCUGGUGAGCCUUAGCAGAGGUUCAUUAAGAUUGUGUUUUUAUGAUUAAACCAAGCAUUGUGUGAUUGCAAUUCUGAGAAUAAUUUUCUGGGAGUUAGGGAACAAACUGAAUUUGUGGACUAUUGUUACUAGGGUGCCUGUUAGUGCGAAAAGGAAGGAUGACUUUGGGUCAUAUGGCUGAAUGGCAGUUCAGGGAGUGAAGAGGAGCGAGUUUUAUAGCUCUUUAAAAAGUCAGUCAGCAUCUAUUAUUUGAAAAUGUAUAUUGAUUGAAAACACUGAGUUUGAUUGUGAAUUUAAAUCCUUUUGUGUGACUGGAGUGAGAAAAUUAUUCACGCUGGCAGUUUCUCUUACACACUGAAAUCUGUUUCUUUGCCGGUGCAGAUUUCAUUUCUGUCUUUUUGACUGAGAAGGAAAAAUAAGAUUCUCUUUUGCCUUUUCUAGAAUCUAUCAAUACUUACUGAAUUAGGUGAAAGGUUUGAGCCAUUCCACUUUGUAGGCCUGAAGGACCUGAAUCCUCAGUGCAAAGCUCUCAGGGCUGAAUUUUUAGUAGAAGAAGGUGUAUGAUGUCUGUGUACGUGAAGGAUUGGUGUUUCUUGAGCUAUCAGAGUAACUUUGAACUGUAUGUAAAGAAGUAAGAAACAAACAACAUCACUUAUCCCAUGGGUUCUUCCAACUCCUCCUUCUCAAGUGUGAAUGAUCUCUGAGGAAGACAAGGGUCAAAGUGGCCUGAUACGUGGAAGAGCAGGAACAAGAUGGAACAGGAUAUGAAGAGUGUGGAUCUGGGAGCCCGUAAUGCUGGCUUCUGGUUCUGGCUUUGCUAAUUAAUAUAUGAUUGUGAUACUUGAGAAAGGUAGUCUGCUGGUCUGGCUUCAAUUUUUUUAUUUAUUUUUUUCUUUUUUUUGUCUCUUGUCGUUCAGGGGCUGUAGGUGAUCUCCAGGCUCUUGGGUUGGAAGUAUCUUAUGCAGCCUUCCAUAAGAGCACAGGUAGACAUCCUUGAAGCACUCUUGGCAGGUUAUUAUUCUGUCUCUAUUGGCUGUUUCAUUCAGCCUCAGCUUCCCUUCCCUUCUAGAGAUGGGGAACUCUUUGUUUUCAGUGCAGCUUUGAACAGCUUAAUAUUGAGGAGCUUUUCAUGGUGUGUAGAUUCCUAGCCUUCCCAUAGUCCUAAUUAUAUCUUCCGUCUUUCACGCAACAGAUCUUCAGAUAUUGAACGAGUGUCAGGUUAAUUUUUUCCAGGUUAUGCUGCCGAAGCUCUAAUCAUUGCUCUUUGAUGUAUUUCAGAACUUCCAUAUCAUGCUAACUUUUCUGAAAUAUCUCAGGUUUUCACUGCCACUUUUAAAAUGUGACCCUUGGAGAAGCAUAUCCAGUACUUUAGCUAGGAUGUGACUAGCACAGCGCAUGCUAAGAAUGUUUGGAAACUGUAAUUUAAUGAGAAUAGCCCAAGUUGAUGUUUUUGUUGGUUUAUUUUAUAGACAGAUUUCUGCUAUGUUGAGCGUGUAGCUCUCAUCCUUGGAGUUGUCUUUCACAUGAAUUGCUCACAGGUAAGGCCUUAUUUUAUAGAUGAACAGCUUAUGUUUUAGCUCUAGGGCAGUACUUUAUAUUUAAUUCUUUUUUCUUGUGAAUUGUUUUAUACCUGUUCCUUGCUCCUGACUGCUGAAUUUUCUGACCCUUCCGUCUGUCCUGGAUAUUAGGGAGUCCCAGAGGUUGUGUUCUCCUCAUUUCUCCUCUCUGAUACUGCCUCUGAGUCCAUCCCAGGUAGUUGAUGAAAAUGUUGACCAAGGCAAAGCCAAGUGGAGACUCUUGUGGCAGAGAGCCAGCAUCUUUCUUUGUUCUUUACAUUUAACGUGUGGGGAACCAUCAUAGUGGUUCCAGGCUCUUACCAGCAAUAUGUUUUUAAUCAUAGCUGGAUGUAAUUUGUCUUGUUUUGAAGGCUUCAGUUCAAACAGGCUUCUCAGUAAGUUAUCAUCUGUCUUGAAAAUUCUGUAUUUGUAAGUUUCUAUUUUCGUGUGCAUUUGGACUGCUGGUGCCAGCUCUUUUGCCAGUUCUUGUGUUCUACUUAGGUGAGCUUUCCAUAUGUGAUCUCCAAUAAUAUUGCCCACUAGUCCCCAUCUUGUGUUUUUCUUGCUGCUCUCAGUCUUCCUCUGGCUUCCUGACCUCUGGAAUGCCCAGAACUGAGUACUGAAUUGGCUUGUGGACCAAUAGAAGGAGGAAAUGUCCUAUGUUAAGAAGGUUUCUGAUCUUUUUUCCAGAGGUACUACUACAUAUAUACCACAGAGUUUUUCAAAAGACUAUAACUUUAGACAGUUUAAAUUUAUCCUCCAGGGGUAGAAGGAGAAAUUGGAAAAAAAACAUUCCAGGAGUCUUUUUUUUUUUUUUUCUUAUGUUUAUUUAUUUAGAGAGAGACUGAGAGGGAGAGAACAUAUGAGUGUGCACGUGAAUGCACAUGAGCGCGAGCAGGGGAGGAGCAGAGAGAGAGAGAGAUUGAGAAUGGGAAUCCUGAAUCCCAAGCAGGCUCCAUGCUCAUGUGGAGCCUGACGCCGGGCUUGACCUCAUGACUGUGAGAUCAUGACCUGAACCAAAAUCAAGAGUUGGACACUUAACCAACUGAGCCACUCAGUUGUCCCUAGAAGUCUUGUAAAGAGGGAGCAAAAUUUAAGAAACUAUCUCCUCUUAUUUUAUCACUCUUACAAUGUCCUUUAUGGAACAUGUGUAUCCCAAGUAAUGGUAGCAGUUAGAUAUUUCUGUGUUUGAGGUUUUCUUUAGUGUAAAGUAUUAAGCAGUAAUAGAGCACACAUACUGUGGAAUGAAAGGACCUCAUUUGUAAGGAUUAGAAAAGAUGAAUUGUACCGUAAAAGGUAGAAGAACAUUUGGAAUGGAGGACUAACCUGUGAGAAUGAUUUUGAACAUGGACCUAUAAAUGCUUGGAAUUUUGGUGUACUUAAUUAUUAAUGAGAACUUUUAAAACUACAAUAGAAUUUUGCAUUAAGUCACUCAUUAUCAUUGGAAUUUUGCCUUGUUUAGAUUUGGCUUUCAACUUAUAUAAAGGCUUUAAUUACUUGAAGUAAGUCAGACUUUUGCAGCAUGGAUUCCAGGAACAGUAUAUAGAAGAAUUUCCAUUAAUAUGGGAAAUACUGUGUCUAGAAGCUCUUCAAAUGAAGGAGUCUUUAACGACUAACAUUCUGUGGAGAACAAGAUGCUGUAUGGUUUCUAGAUUUCAGUGCUGUAGGGGUACAUGUGGAAAUUAGAACUCUAAUGAGAUUCAAUUUUAUUAAAUACAUAAGGUUUUGCACUUUAAAGGUUAAGUAUCCAGUUGCACUCAACUUAGGAAAUUCAAAGUUAUUAUUCUCAAAAUAACUGUUACUUUGUCCCCAUGGGCAGAUUUUGAAUUUGCAUUGUUGAGCAUAAUGUAUAAUUUAUACUUCAAUAUAUACAGUUGAGUCAUAUCUAAAUGAAUGAAAGAAAUUAACUUCAUUUCUGUAUAUAUUGUAACUGGGCAACAUUCAUUAACCAAUAGUGAUUUGAACAUAUACUAUGUGAUAGGGCCUAGGGAUAUAGAAAUGAACAAAUAAAACAAAAUCCUUGCUUUUAUGUUGUACACUUAGGUAAUAUGGGGGAAAUGCAUGUAUCUGUGAUUUUGUGAUAAAAUUAAGGGAGUAAUUGUGCAUUGCACUAAGAAUAAUAUGUUGUCUACAAAUGAUGGUAUUUGCCAAGUUUACACAUCUGACAUAGAAGAAACAAAGAUUUUGGACUCCACUGAGGACACAAGUCUAUGGUGUCCUUGAGGUAACUCUGGUUCUCAAAGACUAUCUUGAAACCAUCGGCUGGAUUUACUUAAAAAAAACCCAUUCAAUUUAGGCAGUAACUAAAGAUGGAGUGAUUAUUCACUGGGACAUUUUUCACAUUACCAAAAAAUUUAGAAUUUAUAGCGUUCAGAACUCUUGGGGCUGUUGAAUUUCUGUUAUUGUUUAGAAAAAUAAAACAUAAAAAUAAAAAUAAAAUGGAAAAAUAAAAAAAAAUGGAAAAAGGCCUGGAGUUUCUAAACCAUGUGACUUGUGGUCAGUCCCAUUUCUCUUGAUACAGAGCAGGGAGCUGUUCUCAACAGGACCAUUCUAAUCUGUGUGCAGUUGGCAGCUUCGGAUUUUCACAGACUAACAAGUAAGACCGCUAGGGGCCUAUACCUCCUUUAGUUGUUGCAGGGGUGCAUCAUCACAUGGACUAGGUGGGAAAAGGAACACUUUGUCUCCAGGCUUAGGAAGUAGGCUUGGAAAAGGAAAGAGAAUGUUUUGCAUAAAAUCAGAAGGGAAAUCAUGCAUGUCAAACACGAGUCUGGAAUCAUACAGAGUAAUGGAUACUCAUACUCUGCAUGGGAGUUGAAAACUUUUUUUUGGCUAGUAUAUAUUUUUGUCCCAAAAGGAAGCAGUUUUUAAUGCUCUGUUCAUAGCUUGCAAUCUUAUGAGCUUCCUGGUAUUUAAGUAAUAUUUUUGACAGUGAAAGCAAUUAAAUCAUUUGGAAAUCAUUCAGCCCCUGAAGUGUAUUUUCUAAUUUCUUCCCCUGGAGACCACUAGCUGUAGUCUUUGCUAAGAGAUGAAUUAGGCCCCCUCAUACAGUCUCUUUAAGAGCCGUCUUAGGAGGUUUGAAAAGUUACUUUUUAUACCAUAGGGUAAAACCCCCUCCCUCCCCUUUCCUAUCAGUUGAAUUCUUAAAAUGAUUACAUUUUCUUCUUGUUCCCUAGGACUAAAUUUUUAAGCAAAUAAUGGCGUAAGUUGAGGCAGAUGGAAAACCUCAAAGGGCUUCCAGCACCUUCCUGAAUUAUUGUUGCCAGCGCCUUUAAGCCAUGGCUACCACCCCACAAGGAGAACCCUUGUCCCUGUUCUGCUAUCUUUGGUUCAAUUUGCUGUGGGCAGCAGACCUUAAGGUUGACAAAGGCAAGUGGGCUUUAAAGAGGAGACCCUUAACAGUCGCUAUUCCUGUAACUCUUGUCACUUUUCUCCUAGUAACUGCCUUUUCAUUUUUCGGGCUGAGAUAUGAGGCAGAGAAGGUGAACUCGAGAGAAGAAAGAUUCUCACCACUUCCUCUAGUCCCCUUGUUCCCUUCAUGGCCCUGCCCAGUCUACUGUUUUCCAAACUACUUGUUUACAAAUCAGAGAGUCAUGUAGGGAGGUAUUUUUGGGUUUUUUUGGGUUUUGUUUUAACCAAGUAGUUUCCCAGGCCCCACUGUCAGCUUUUAUACUUUAGGAAGUCUGAGGCUUGAAUCGUGAAAAUCUCUGUAUUUGUUGACUUAUUAUGCAGAUAGGUGCUUUUGAUGCCCAGUUAGAUUUGAGAAUUAUUGGAUACUGACUCAUCCUGACCUUGGAAGUUCUGAGUCAUAAGUCAUAGGUCCAGUGGGACUUACUACUCGACAGAUAAAGCCACAGGUACCAGGGGUUCAUGAACUAAGAGGGCUUCAAGGAAUGAAAGAGCAUUUGUACUUCUCUCUAGUCAUCUGGUUGGUGGAUGUUGUGUUUUUAGUGCCAUAUUAAAAUAUAUUAGCUUUGUCCUCUUUUAUAUUUGUAAGUUGAUGGAAAGCUCCAUUUGAAGAUGUGAUGGGUAAGCUGAUCCCAUUCCCCUAAAAAAAGAUGAGACCAAUUAAAAAAUGUAUACUUUCUUUACAUAAAUGGGUUACCUAAGUAGAUUUUUUAUAAAUAGGAUCUACAUUGUUUUUCUUCAUAAUCAUCUGUCUUUUUCCAUUAGUGGAGUGUGGUCUUCUCUUAGUUUCUUCUUUUAUCUUCACAUUAAUUUGAGAAAUUUAAACAUGUAUUUUGAUGACAUUUGUCUUUUGCAGUUUUCAUCAUCGUUGGGGAGGCUGAUGGAGUUUAUGAGGGGCUGACUCCUCAGAGAGGGAGGAAAUUAUGGAGGAGGCAGCAUUUGAGCCAAGUCUCUAAAAUGUGGGAGAAGAUGUGAGUUUAGAGAUUGGUAUUCUCUCUUGUUGGGAGGAUAUUCCAGAUACAGGAAAAUGUGAGCAAAGUUAACAGGCAUGUUUGAGAAACAGCAGGCCCUCCUCCCAUGGGGCCAAAAUGUAGGCUUCUUGAAAGAAAAGCAUAGAACGCUAGACUAGGGGCAGAGUGUCAGGAGCUUUAAAGAAUUUCUGUUUGGACUUUAUGCUGUGUGUCAUAGUUUUUAUAGGGAAAUGGACUCAGAGUUUAAAAUAGUAACUUCAUAACUAUAAUUGUAGCACUAUAUCUUAGGAGAAUAAAAUCUUUUAUAUGAAUUCUAUUUCAGAACUUUCAAAACUGCAUAUGUGCAGGUGUCUGUUUCACACAAAGCAAACAUCUUUAACUGCUUUCUCCUGACACGUACUUUGCAGUCCGGUGACUCUGGGUCAUGCCUGCCCUAGGAAAACUGGGGCUUGGGAGUACUGAAAUAAAUGAGAACCUCAUCAUGUGGAGAACAGCCUUAGCCGCAUUUGGAUCUUCUGCCUCUCAGGGUUUGGGCCUUCUUCCUGCUUCAGUCAUUCUGUUUUGUCCUCCUGCUCCCUGCCCUGUCUCCAGCUUUCCCCUCUCUUACUAACAUACAGGGGCUUUGAACCUUGUGCUUGAAAGUUUGUGUCAUCUUGCUACACCUUUUGGGAACUACUUGGCUACCCUUACGAGAUCCUGUUCAAAACCGUGUUUCUGGUGUGUUUUUAGCAGCUAAUGAAAGUUGCCUAUUACUGUCUUUUCAUAUAUUCUUAAAGUUGAAACCAUUAGUAUGCUUAAUAAUUUGUAUAAUUAAUAGAAUAAGUAAUUAUUUAUUAAUAUGAUGGUUUACAUAAAUAUAAAACCUAGGAAUUUCACAGAGCCCGGGUGUAAUAAUCUCUAACAGAUCUGGAAAGAAGGUCAAAGACUAGUUGAAAGGACUAGUUUUUCCUCAUCUAAAAAAAAUUUUUUUUUGAUGUUUAUUUGUUUUUAGACAGAGAGACAGAGCGUGAGCAGGAGACACAGAAUCUGAAACAGAUUCCAGGCUCCAAGCUGUCAGCACAGAGCCUGAUGUGGGGCUCUAACUCACAAACCGUGAGAUCAUGACCUGAGCCAAAGUUGGAUGCUUAAACCAACUGAGCCACCCAGGUGCCCCAGUUUAUCCUCAUUUGUAAAAAAAUAGAAUAUUUUUUAAAGGAUAUAUAAAAGACACGUUUGUCUACAAUGAGUAUCAAAAUUUUGCUUUAACUGUGUUUUCAACGUUUUCAAUCUUUCUAGUAAUGGUCUGAGGCUUUAAGAAGACCAAAAGUGCCUGCCAUAAUUGGUUGGGAGUCAUGUUUCUGAAUGGAUAUUGUCAAAAAGCUACUUUGAAAUCACAGUAGAUACUAUUUCAGUAUGAUACUUUGCUAUAAUUUAUCCCAGAAAUCCUGAAAAGGAUUUAGUUUGGUUUAAAAAUGGACAAAACUCCCCAAAUCUAAAAUGUAUUUAUGGAAACCAGAUCUUGUUGUCUUGGAACACAUAUCUUACUUUCUACUAGAUUUUAAAAUGAUCAGUAACUUAUAUGCAGUGUGAAAUAUAAUACAUCAUGAAAAUCCUAUGAACCCCAUGCAUACAAAAUUUGAUAAAUAUAAUAAAGGUAGCAUUUCAAAUUGAAGGAGGAAAGAUUAUUCAGUAAAUAAUGUUGGAACUGCUGGGUAUUCAUCUAGAAAAAAAACAAAGGAUAAACUUCACAAAUACUGAAAUGUAAAACUGAAAACAUAAUAGGUAUUAUAAGAAACCACAGGAGAGUUCUUUUUUAAAUUGCAUUGGGAAUUACAGUCUGUCUGAUAAACAAAAGCCAUAAAAUAAUUGAUUAACAAUCCACCUACAUGAAAUUCCUAAAUUUCUGUGUUCCACAAACCACCAAAAUAAUUUACCAGAAGAAAAAAGUUUUUUGCAACUCAUAUUACAAACAAAGGGCUAAUUUCCUUAAUAUAUAAAAAGCUCCUUCAAGUUCAUUAUAGACAAAAGAUGCUUAGCUAAAAAUGCUUCUACAGAGCAGUAAGAAAAUCACAACAACCCAAUAGAAAAAUGGACAAAGUUUUAAUUUUACAGUUCACAAGGAAAUACAAAUGGCUCUUAAAUGUAUAAAAAGAUGCUCAACUUCAUUCAUAUGAGAAAUGUAAAAUAAAACUACUUGGAGAUACCUUUUUUUUUUUUUUUAAAGAGAUCUGUUUUCCAAAAAUAAAAAAGCUUCGUAACAAUGACCUGACAAUGAAUGGGGGAUCUGGGACCACUGUGAAAUAAAGGAGAGCCUCUUAAUGCAGGAACAUAGUCUGAGCUGAAUGAGGUUGAAAUAGCAUCCUUCUGCCAUUCUGGUAGGAGUGGAAGAGGUACGCCUCAAUGCAGGGCAGUUUGCAGGCAUCUUUCAAAAUUACAAAUGUAUGUUUGCUUUGACCCAGCAAUUCUCCAUCUAGGAAUUUAUUCUAGAGAUAUCAUCAUAUAAGAGUUUGACUGCAUCCUUAUUUGAAAUAGUAAAAAAUUGGAAAUUACCUACAUACUCGUAUAUGGGGGAUCACUAAGUCAGUUGUGGGAUUCCAUGCAGCUCUAGAAAAGAAGGGAGCCAAGGAGAGAAAGCAUGUGUGGUGUUUACUAUUAUGUAAAAAAGGGAGAAAAUAGAAUAUAUACUAAACUACUCCUGGGUUAUUACAAGGGAAAUAAAUCACAUUGGUUUUCAUGGAGUGAGAACCGGUUACUCUGGAGUACAGGGUUGGAGGGAGAUUUUUGUCACUGUAUACUGUUAUUUUUGUGUUUGGACCAUUUGAAGGUAUACUCUCUUGAAAAAAUAAGUGCUAAGAUAAAUUAAGGAAGGGUAUUGAAAAAACUGAACAUUAUAUUGUUUUAAUAAACUUAAUUUCUUUGCUUGAAAAGUAACAUUUUUAAGGGGGAAAAAUGUGGGCCUUGUAGUGGGAGCAUGUGUGUUUAAUUAAAUUGCCUCCUCAGCAAUAUUAAAAAUCGGCCAGUUGUAAUUUGGUGCAGAAUAUAUUACAACCCUGUAGGAGACCGAGUUCGGAAGUUUGCUUUGAAGUUCCAGAAAAGAAGGGGUUAAAGGUGUGAUGCAGGUAAAGGAAGGGUUAAGGACAUUAUGCAAGCUGUUAAGUAAAAAGGAAGUGCAUUACAAAAUGCUGAGCUCAGGAGUCUGGCUGCCAGCCAAGCCUUUGCUUUCUUCACUACAGCUGAGGGCUUUCGAAGCUUCCCACCAGUGGGUUUGUCUGAACUGUUUAGGAAUGCGGCCGCGGUCGCCAGCUGACGUCAGCGCCGCCGGUUCAGCCGCGGGCCAGAGCCCGGGACUGACAGCGUAGGGGGCGGGGAGGGGCGGGGCCUGCAUGUGACUGACAGUGUGGGGCGGGGCGGUGUGUGUGUGUGUGACUGACAGCCGAGGCAGGGUUGCGCGCCGGUUUGCGGUUUCAUAAUGAAUGCUAAAUUCUGAUUAUUUUCUGUGUGGUAAGGUGAAAGACUUUUUUUUCCCCCUCGUUUUCGAAAGCCAGGGCUCGUAUUGCUUCAAUUUAAAUGGCAUAAAACUAAGUAUUUGUAACAUCAAAUUGUCAGAUUUCAUGGGCCGUUGUGUUUGUUUUUGCUUCUGACAGGGAAACAGUAAAAACUAUGAUGAUCUUUGAUGGUGGAGGGGUUGGGGUGAUGACUUUUGCUGGAUAAUGAGGUUGUUGAUUUUUUUUUUUAAUCGUAAGUCCAUUUUAUUUCAGAAUUGUACCAGAAAGAAAUUGUAAAGGCUCUCAGAUGCAGUUCUGUAAAACAGAACACCAAAAAGAAGAAAUACUAUGUGGAAAACUGCCAAAGUUGAAUACAGUUCUAUUAAAAACACCUUUGGGCAUGACAGGUUUCCACUUGAGUGGCACAGUGACAGAACCUGCAAUACAAUCGGAGCCAGAAACUGUUUGCAACGUGGCCAUCAGCUUUGAUCGUUGCAAGAUUACCUCAGUGACCUGCAGCUGUGGAAACAAGGACAUAUUUUAUUGUGCUCAUGUUGUGGCACUGUCUUUAUACCGCAUCCGCAAGCCAGAUCAGGUCAAACUGCAUCUUCCCAUUUCAGAGACUCUCUUUCAAAUGAAUAGAGACCAACUACAAAAGUUUGUACAGUAUUUGAUCACAGUGCACCACACAGAAGUUUUGCCAACUGCUCAGAAAUUAGCAGAUGAAAUUCUUUCCCAGAAUUCAGAAAUCAACCAAGUUCAUGGUGCUCCUGAUCCAACAGCAGGUGCUAGUAUAGAUGAUGAAAACUGCUGGCACUUAGAUGAAGAGCAGGUUCAAGAACAGGUUAAACUGUUCCUUUCCCAGGGCGGGUACCACGGAUCAGGGAAGCAGCUUAAUUUGCUCUUUGCAAAGGUGCGGGAGAUGUUGAAGAUGAGGGACUCUAAUGGGGCCCGCAUGUUGACGUUGAUAACAGAGCAAUUCAUGGCUGACCCUCGUCUGUCACUUUGGAGGCAACAAGGCACUGCGAUGACUGACAAAUAUAGGCAGCUCUGGGAUGAGCUGGGUGCUCUGUGGAUGUGUAUAGUUUUAAACCCCCACUGCAAGUUGGAACAGAAAGCCAGUUGGCUAAAACAGUUGAAAAAGUGGAACAGUGUUGAUGUCUGUCCAUGGGAAGAUGGAAAUCAUGGCAGUGAAUUACCCAACUUAACCAAUGCUUUGCCUCAGGGUGCAAAUGCUAACCAAGAUUCAUCGAACAGGCCACAUCGGACAGUGUUCACCCGAGCCAUCGAGGCAUGCGAUCUCCACUGGCAGGAUAGCCACUUGCAGCACAUUAUCAGCAGUGACCUAUACACCAACUACUGUUACCAUGACGACACUGAAAACUCCCUCUUUGACUCCCGCGGGUGGCCCCUCUGGCAUGAACAUGUUCCUACAGCUUGUGCAAGAGUGGACGCAUUACGUUCUCAUGGGUACCCCAGAGAAGCCCUGAGACUAGCAAUAGCUAUUGUUAACACGUUAAGAAGACAGCAACAGAAACAGUUGGAAAUGUUCCGGACUCAGAAAAAAGAGCUACCCCAUAAAAGCCUCACCUUGAUAACCAAUCUGGAGGGCUGGGUUGGACACCCCCUGGACCCUGUGGGCACUCUUUUUAGCAGCCUUAUGGAAGCUUGCCGAAUUGAUGAUGAAAGCUUCUCUGGGUUCUCCGAUUUUACAGAGAAUACGGGACAGUGCAAGUCUCUGGAAUACCAGCAUCUCCCUGCACACAAAUUCUUAGAAGAGGGGGAAUCCUAUUUAACACUAGCUGUGGAAGUCGCCCUGAUAGGGCUGGGACAGCAGCGUAUCAUGCCUGACGGGCUGUACACACAAGAGAAGGUUUGCCGGAAUGAGGAGCAGCUCAUUUCCAAGCUUCAGGAAAUUGAAUUGGAUGACACACUGGUGAAAAUUUUUCGCAAGCAAGCAGUCUUCCUAUUAGAAGCCGGACCAUAUAGUGGUUUAGGCGAAAUAAUCCAUCGGGAGAGCGUUCCAAUGCACACAUUUGCCAAGUAUCUCUUCACCUCUCUCCUACCUCAUGAUGCUGAAUUGGCAUACAAAAUUGCACUGAGAGCAAUGCGGUUACUAGUAUUGGAAUCUACUGCUCCAACUGGAGACCUCACCCGCCCACACCAUAUUGCGUCAGUUGUUCCCAACCGAUAUCCUCGUUGGUUCACUCUAAGCCACAUAGAAUCCCAGCAGUGUGAGCUGGCAUCCACCAUGCUAACUGCAGCCAAAGGCGACGUUCGGAGGCUGGAAACAGUAUUAGAAUCCAUCCAGAAAAACAUUCACUCCUCAUCCCACAUCUUCAAGCUUGCCCAAGAUGCAUUUAAAAUAGCAACUCUCAUGGACAGUUUGCCAGACAUCACUCUUUUGAAAGUGUCUCUGGAGCUGGGCCUGCAGGUUAUGCGAAUGACACUGUCCACCUUAAAUUGGCGACGGCGGGAGAUGGUGAGGUGGCUGGUGACGUGUGCUACUGAAGUGGGUGUCUAUGCCCUGGACAGCAUCAUGCAGAGCUGGUUUACGCUCUUUACUCCCACUGAGGCCACAAGUAUAGUUGCAACCACCGUGAUGUCCAACAGCACCAUCGUUCGCCUCCAUCUGGACUGCCACCAGCAGGAAAAGCUGGCCAGCAGUGCCCGGACACUUGCAUUGCAGUGUGCCAUGAAGGACCCUCAGAACUGUGCCCUCUCCGCGCUGACCCUGUGCGAAAAGGAUCACAUAGCUUUUGAGACGGCGUACCAAAUUGUUCUAGACGCUGCUACGACCGGCAUGAGCUACACCCAGCUCUUUACGAUAGCACGGUACAUGGAACACCGCGGGUACCCCAUGAGGGCCUACAAGCUGGCCACCCUGGCCAUGACCCAUCUCAACCUGAGCUACAAUCAGGAUACACACCCUGCCAUUAAUGACGUUUUGUGGGCCUGUGCGCUCAGCCACUCCCUUGGUAAAAAUGAGCUUGCAGCUAUAAUACCUCUGGUGGUCAAGAGUGUCAAGUGUGCAACGGUACUGUCAGACAUUUUGCGCAGAUGCACUCUGACCACUCCUGGCAUGGUGGGACUUCAUGGAAGGAGGAACUCUGGUAAGCUCAUGUCACUGGACAAAGCCCCCUUGAGGCAGCUCUUGGAUGCCACAAUUGGGGCCUACAUCAACACGACGCACUCAAGACUCACGCACAUCAGUCCUCGGCACUAUAGUGAGUUUAUAGAGUUCCUCAGCAAGGCCCGAGAGACCUUCUUAAUGGCGCACGAUGGACACAUUCAGUUUACACAGUUUAUCGACAACCUGAAACAAAUCUACAAAGGCAAAAAGAAACUGAUGAUGUUGGUUCGGGAGAGGUUUGGUUGAUAGAACUUGUAUGAAUGGGGGUGGGGGGUGGGAAGGGAGGGAUGGUUUGUUUUUACUUGAGCCUGCCUUUGUACCCUUUUUAACUUAAAGAACAGAGCCACACCGGUAUUAUAUGUGUAUAGUUAUAUUGCGUUUGCAGACUAAAUUGUCAUGUUGUGAAAGUUUGUGUGUUUUUUAAUUUUUUUCCCUUUUUCUUACUUUUUUUUCCUUUCCUUUUAUUUUAUUAUAAUUUUUAAUUUUUUUCUUUUGGUUUUGUAUGAGAGAGAGGUUAAAAAGGUUUGGUUUACACUGAGUAUAUGUUGUCAAGUGGCGAAAGUCCACAUAGCUCUCCUGUUUUCUGUAUACGUUCACAGCCUCAAAAAAAAAAAAAAAUAAUUGAAAUGGCUUUAAAAACCAAACAGAACACCUCCAUCCUGUGAUAAGUACCUCGAAUGGAUUCAGCUUUACUCCUUUGUAACUCAUCUUUACAUUUUCAGCAUAUUUAAACAAACCAACAAAAUGAAAUACUAAUAGUUAAAAGGCUGACCCACGUGGCUUUGCAGUGCUGUUCGUCCGGAAGCAUGGCACACGAUGCUUGUGCAUGUGGAAACUUAGCGACUGUCAACAUACAUUCUCAGGGAUUUAUCAAAAAAAAAAUUAAAAAAAGAAUGAGAGCAUUUAUUGUACUGUAUAUAUAUUAUAGUAUAUGUCUGAAUAUUGAAAAUAUAACAUGAACUAAUUUAUAAAAAAUAUUCUAUGUAAUGCAAAAUACUUGAAGCUGCAGUAGCUUGGUUUUAAACAAAAACAAAAAAACUGAGAGAAAACCUAUCAGAAGGACUAAAAGAGUGCGCCUUGCUUCAGGGUUGGCUCAGGCGGUGAACUUCAUGCUGGGCAUCUAUGCAGAGCCACCUUUUGGAUUGCAUGGUUGGACUGCGAUCUAUUGGAAGAAAUGAUAUAUGUAUAUAUAUUUAUACAGUUUAUGUAUACAUAUAUAUAUGUAUACACACAGACACCAGACACAAACACACCACCAACAACAACCACUACACCACACAUGCUUGUAACAGGCACUAGAAUAAAGAGGGACAACAAAAUACACAGCCAGAGCAGCAAGCCUUAGCAUUAAGAAUAUACAGUAUGCCGGAACUGGGGUUCGUGCCUCCUAGCCUAGGAAACUUAAAAGAAAUAUCCUUUUGACACGAAACGCAAAAUGUUUUCCAAAACAAUUGACAUAUGAUACAACGCCUUUGCAGUGAGCUAAUAAUAAGCUAACCUUUGUGCACAAAUAACAUUAUAUAUAUUAUAUAUCUAUUCUGCAUAGGUAUUUUGACUUUGUGCAGGACAGAAAGUUGUGUAGGUAUGACUGUUCUACUUUUCAGUUUUCUUUCUUUUUUUUUUUAAAUAUAUUUUAUUUUCUCUAGAAUUACUCAAAACAAAAGCAGCCUUCUAUCUUGCCUUGUCUUAAUGCUUUAAAAUAACCAAACUGGAGAUCUAACUACCAAACUGUUCAUUAUAUUAUUAAAUACCAACUUUGGUUACAGUAUAGUGUCUUUACUUUAGCUGAUGGUUCUGUAACCUUGUGCUUUUUAAAGCAAUUUUUAUGUUUUGGUGCAAAAGUUGUCCAGUGUCUCCUGUUCCCUUCAUUAGAGAACAUGCUAGAGGUAUGUUUGUAGGUAUUUUUGUUUAGAAGAACUAUUUCAUGCGCUCCAUUUUAUUUAUUAUAAUAGGUAAAAAGAAAAAAAAAAGGUUGUACUUCAUCACCCAUGUAAACAUGCUCAUGAAGUUGAAAGUAAUUAAGAUUUGAUACACUGAUAUCAAUUUAUUUAUGUAACUAAAUCACUGUUUUAUAAACUUGUUAAUGAUCAACAAUUUUUGUUUUGAUUAAAAUUAGUUUUUUGAAAGUUGA